Leguminivora glycinivorella is the source of this 1412-nucleotide messenger RNA. It is a transcript of the gene Dh44, whose product is annotated as diuretic hormone 45. The transcript is spliced from 6 exons. Gene Ontology annotation, cellular component: extracellular region. Gene Ontology annotation, molecular function: hormone activity. The coding region runs from base 243 to 683 and encodes 146 amino acids. The record is from RefSeq and is a predicted model, not a curated record. Lineage: Eukaryota; Metazoa; Arthropoda; Insecta; Lepidoptera; Tortricidae.
GAGAACAGCGAAGCCCGCAUCCCAUUAAUCAUCACUACACUUCCGAUGUUUUAAACACUCGUAUUAUAAGACGUUUACGCCGUGAGUUGUGACUAGGUUUUCCGCAGUGCAUAUUAUCACUUAUUACUUUCUGCAAAAACUUUUAUUAGUUCUCUCCAAGUUUUUCGGCGCGCAACAUUAAACAGUUUUUGGAAAGGAUUAUUUUGGUGUUUUCAAGCAUCCCCCGACACUUCACCCACAAAAUGAUGUGGUGGGCAAUGUGGUGCGCCGCAGUGGUGGCCGGAGCCGCGGCCGCGCCCGCCGCCGACGCGCUAGCGCCUCUCGCCCUCGACCUGCCACAGAUCGAUGCCCUCACACCUGACGACGAGAGCAUGAGCUACGCGGGGCCAGCCGGCCGCUACGCUGCGUCUGCGCCACUCGUCUACCUACUGCCCGACAUGCCCCGCGACGCGCAGAGGGCGAUCGGCAGCGGUGAGCGGCGCUCGCGACCAAAGCGCAAGAUGCCGUCGCUGUCCAUCAACAACCCGAUGGAGGUGCUGCGGCAGCGGCUCAUGCUGGAAGUGGCCCGCAAGCAGAUGCGCGAGGCCAGCCAGCGGCAGGCCGUGGCCAACCGGCUCUUCCUACAGAACGUCGGCAAACGCGGAUUUUGGGCGAACUCUGGUCCGGCUUCCUACGACAACUAGAGCGGCUGGCGGCCGCGCUCCGCCCGGGAGCCCUUCGUCUACGAUUCCAGCUCUAUGAUAAGUACCCAUGUUACCUACUCUUCGCCGGCUGAUGGAUUUCAUUUAUCGUCAUUUCAAUUAUAUACUAUAUACGCAUAAAGCUAUUGCAGUUGCCGAUAUGUAAUAAAUAAGUAGUACAAUUGACAAGCAUAAUACAUUUACCGGGAUGUUAGGUUUCAGUUGAUGUUUAGUUCGUUUGUUGGGGCAUAGACGACGCGACCGCCCGGGCCGUGUCAUCCAGCUCGACACCCUUGCCCGUCGUCGCUGUCGCUGUCAAUCCUGGUCCUGACUCAUUAACUGCGCAUUAAUACGAUACCUGAAACCAUAUUCUACUUCUCAAAAUGCUUAGGUACAUUUAUUUUGCUUUAAUUUAUGAGUUUCAUAGUUAAUCGGGAUUCCUAUGAAUCGAAUUAAACAUAUGUCCAUAAUUAAUUAGAGGAAAUACAUUCGUAGGUAUAUUAGAUACGAGACCUGUUAGUUUAGUUCCAUAUGUUAUUUAUAAUAUUAUAAAUAAUAAUAUCACGACUGUACAGUCCAGCUGCUAUUUUGUGAAUAAUAAUUUGUUUAUAUUAAUAUUAAGUUCAUUAAAAUAUUAUACUACUUAUAUAUUGUUAGCUAAUGGAAAGUAGUAUUACAUUGUAACACUUCUUAAAAUGUCUAAUAUUACGUUCAGUAAAACGUUAAAUUAUU